Molecule: messenger RNA, 8394 nt
Organism: Plasmodium gonderi
Lineage: Eukaryota; Apicomplexa; Aconoidasida; Haemosporida; Plasmodiidae
Product: reticulocyte binding protein 2b
Exons: 2
Coding region: 1-8394 (2797 amino acids)
Source: RefSeq, a predicted model, not a curated record
AUGCAAGUAAGAAUCCUAUAUAAAAUUUUAUUUAAUCUUCUAUUUGCCCUAUUAGGUAAUAUUAAAGAAAAAACAUAUAUAAAAAUGUGUACAAAUAGAUACUUACAUGGGUACAUUAUAGAUAGUAAUGGAAGAAAAUUCAAUAGAUCUAAAAAAAAAUUAAACUUAACACCGCUAUAUGAAAAAUCAAUUCAAAGCAAUGAAUCCCAAUAUGGUAGUGAGGAACAAGAAUAUAAUAAAAACAAGGAUGAUAAUAAAUUUAAUGUUGAACAUGAUAAAAAUGAAUAUUCGUCUAGUAGUUCUUCUUUGGUGGCACCAGAAAAUUAUACGAGUGAUAGUACAAAACCAUUACAUUUUUCUUACAUAAAUAGUGAAGACACAGGCACAAAUAAAAAGUUAAAUAUAAAUAAAACAUUGAAUACUAUUAAAAGCUCAUUUAUUCAAAAUAAUAAACGUACUGUGAAGCCAGGGAAAGUUACACAGAAUACUACCCCUAAUAAGGAAGUAUAUGUUAUGACAGAUAAUUUAGAUUAUGUUGAUGCACCAGAUUUUUCUGGAUAUUAUUUAAUUUCUCAGAUAAGUCCACAUUACGCUUAUAUGAAUUUUUUUGAUGAAUUUAGACGUAUUUCAGUUGAACACGGUAGUAUUAGAAAUAAAUAUAAUAAAAUGUAUGCAGAACAAGUUCUUCCCCUUUUAAGAGAAAUAGACCAAAAAUUCAAUUUUUGUGAAAAACAUAAAUAUCAAUUGAAAGUUAUAGUACACAUAUUCGAAAGUCCAAAUUUGAUAAAAGAAAGAAAUAAAAAACAUGAUGAAAAAUUUACAGAAUACAUAGAUGCUAAGAAAAAGUAUCUAGACUGCAUAGUAGGUGAAAAUAAAUACAAUGAAAUGAAAAUAUCAGUUAUGAAAUUAACAGUUUAUAAAAUGUUAAAAGAAGCAAUACAUCAUCAAGUUUAUAAAUAUAAAGUGUACACAGACAUGAUUGCAGUAUAUUUAGUGGGACUUAAAAACAUGCCUUAUGACGCUAUUAGGAAUUAUAUAAAUGAAUUUAAAGAUUUUUACAACUCUAGCUCUAAUGUGGUACAGAGAUUAGAAAAAGAGGUUAACAAUAAAGAUACUAUAUAUUCAAUAAAAUUCAUUCGAAAAGAAAUGGAAUACAUUAUAGAUAGAUUUACUUAUCACAUGGAAAAAGUAAAUUAUUCAAUGAAUUAUAUUAAAGAAUUUUCUACUGUGGGUUCAUUAAAAAUAGAUUCUCAGCGUUUUCUUGAAGAAUAUUACUAUAACGCAGCUUGUAACUACUCAAUAUUUAGGCUUAGCUCAGAACAUCUCCAAAGUCUGAGGUCGGCAUUAAUAGAUAAACGAUAUAAAAUGUAUGUACUGUUUAGUACAUUAAUUGGGGAUUUAGAAAAAAAAAUAAAUAAACUUAUGUCAUCGAUAGGUUUUUUCUCAGAAAGUAAUAAGAUUUUGGCCCAAUCUGUACAAAUACUAAAACGUGGAGAAGAAGUAUAUAAUAAAAAUGAAAAAAUACUAGAAACAUUUGCAUUAUAUAAUAGUGUAGAAGUUAAUAAACUUAAAAAGGAAUGUGACAUUAAAAUGAAUAGUUUAAAAGAUUGUAUAAAUUCUAUAGGAACAUACAACAUAUUUAUAAAAAAUGCAUAUAAUAAAAAUUUGCUAGAAGAAUCCUCCUUAAAAAGAAAAAAAUAUUCCAUUCCUUAUGACACUGAUCCCUAUGAGAAAACUGUUAGUUUUCUCAAUUUAUUAGAUAACAUAGAAUAUAGUAAAGUUUCCGUAGAUAAAAAUUUUGACCAAAUGAAGAAAAACUUUGAAGAAAUCCAAAAAUUAAAAGACAAAAUAGAAGAGUUUGCGUUGAGUAUUAAUGAUGAUGUGAAAGAACUAGAAGAUUUGGUGGAAAAAGAAAAAGAAAAUAAACUUCUCAAAGAAGAAAUAAGCCCCAAAAUGAAUUAUAUCAAAGAAAAAAUAGAAAAAAUAAAAGAAAUAAUACAUAUAGAAAAAAGUGUAGAGACAGAAUCCCAAUUAAUUGAUAAAUUAAUUAGUGAUGCAGAAUUCAAAGGAGAUGAAUUUAAAAAUAAAAAAACAGGACUAUACAACAAAAUAAAAGAUAUUAUUAAUAAAUUUCACACAAGUGAUUUACAAAAAAUUGUAGAAGAUAUGACAAACUUUUUAGAGAGUAAAGAAAACCUCCUUAAGAACACAAACAAUAAAAGGGAAAUUGAAGAACUCCUAAGAAAAACAAAUGAAAAUCACAACAAACUUAAAGAGAUGAAUUGUGAUGAUAUUUCCAAAGUAAUAGAAAAUUUGAAGGUCGAAGUAGAAAAAUUUAUGGAACUCAAAAAUGAAAUUGCAAACAAAAAAUUAGAAAAUAUGCGUUCAGAAAUGUCAAUCAUGUUGGAUCAAUUAAAAAAAGAAUAUGAAUAUUUAAAAACAAAAUUAUCAAAUUAUGAAGGAGAGAAAAACAAAUUAGACAACAAUAAGGAAAAUAUAAUUAUAAUAAAGAAUAAAAUUGCCGAUAAUGAACAUGAAUAUGAUAAAGCAGUUUCAGAAGGAAUAAGUAUAUACAAUGACUUUAUACAAAAUAAGAAAAAUAUUUUAGAAAAAGAAACGGAAAUCAGUAAUGAAAUUAGUACAUUAAAUGAAAAAAUAAGAAUUGCUAAAACCACAUUAGAGAAAUAUGAUAAUGCAAUACAAAACUUGGAAACAAAUGCUAAAAAAACUGAUUCACAUACUGAAGAACUGUUAGAAAAAAUUAAAACUGAAAUUAAUGAACUAAAAUUAAAUGAAGAUGAAUCUAAAUUUGACACGACGAAGGGAAACGUUAAUAAUACUAUCAAAGAAAUUGAAAAUGCAAAUAUUAAUAUAGAAACUCUUAAAAGGCUAAAAACUAUUACAGAACUCUCUACUGUUAACAAAAAGUCAAUUGAAGAGGUAAUAAAAAAUAAGGGUCAUCUUCUAAAAGAAAAAAUUGAAAAACACAUUCAAAAAAUGAAGGAAGAAGAAUUAAUAGAACAAAGCGCAAAGUCAAAUUUGUUAAGCAAUAUAGAUAAUGAAAAAAAAUUUAUAAACGAACAGUUAAAUGAUAUUCAUUUGAAUGAAAUAAAAACACAAAUAGAAAAAACCUUAAGAUAUUGUGAAGAUUCAAGGAAAAGCAUUAAGAAUAAUAAUGAAAUUAAUCUAGAAGAAUUAAACAUAAACGAAAUUCAAUGUGGAAAUAUGAAAGGAAAAAUAGAAACGUUAAAUAGUAAUUUUCAAGAAUUAAAUAAAAAAAUUGAUAAUGUAAUUAAUAAACAUCAUAAUGAAAUAAUAAAACUCAUUGAUAGACAUAUAACAGAGAAGGGAAAAAAUAUCGAAAAUAAGGCAGAAGAACAUAUACAUGCUCUAGAAAAAGCAAAAGAGAGGCUAUCUUCAUUUGAAACUAACGAAGAUGUUACAAAAUACGACAAUAGAAUAAAUAAACAAGAACUUAGUAAAUUAAUGGAUUCAAUACAACAGAAAAUGAACAAAAUUAAUGAAAGUAAUACUAAAUUAAUUAAUAUAAAGCAAAAAACAACUGAAUACAUGGCACAGUCGAAUAAGGUGAAAAAUAAACAAUCCCAGAUGAAUGAAAUGAAAGACAAUGAAAUAAUAUUCAAUCAAAAUAGGAACGAAAUUAAAGACAUUUAUACAAACAUGAAUAACACAUAUAAUGAAUUGGAUUCGAUUGAAAAAUUGGAAACUACUUCUCUCGACAUAGACAAUCUCGAAAUACAACAGAAUAGACUUUUAAUUACCACUGGGGUUCAAAAACUGGACGAUGAACAUGCGAAGACAAAAGAGACUAUUGAAAAAAUUAAAACAUUUAUGAAAAGUAUUGAAACUUUAAGGAGUGAAUUACCCGAAGAAACCGGGAAUGACAUAGCCCAUUUAAAAUAUAGUAAACAUGAGACGGAAAAUAUAAUUAAUAAUAAAAAAAUAAACGAAAUUAUCCAAAAAGCAAAAGAGAUUAAGCAAAAAGCAAGUACAAGCACUAACCUAAAUGAAGUAAAAACAUUCAAAGAUGAAGUUAACAAGCAUAUAGAACAAGUAUUAGAUGAAUAUAACUCUAUGCAAAAUGCGUUAAAAGAUAUUGAACAUAUGCAAGAUUUAUUAAGAUCGACUAAUAGUAAUGUAAUUGCUGAAGGCAUAUCAAAGAAAACUAAGGAAGCUGAUACUUUUAAAAAACAAGCACAAAGCGAAUUAGAAAAAAUGAGUACUAUAAAUGAAGGGAUAAAAAAAAAAAUAGAUCAAGCAAGAGAACAUCAGAGCAAAGUUCAAAUAAGUUUAGAUGAUAAAGAAAUAGAUGAAAAGGUAAAUCAAAUUGAAAAAAUUAAUAAAGAAGUUAUAAACAUGGAAAAUAAAAUUAGCGAACAUUUAAGAAAGAUCAAAGAAUAUAAGGAAAAUUGUUUGUCCGAAGUUCAUAAUGCGGAAAGGGCAAAAAUUAAAAUCGAUUCUUUGCAAAAAAAAGAUGGAAAUACUGGCUUAAAAGAUUUCGAUGUAAAAAAUGUAGAGAACGAUAUUGCUAAUUGUAAAAUAUACAAAGAACAAGUUCAAAAAGCUGAAACAGAUGCUGAACAAAUGUAUAAAAUAUUCUCAAACUAUCUGGAUGAAAUUUCCGAUGUUUUAAAGAAGUCCCUAAUUUUAGGAGUAGAAACAAAAUCAAAAAAAAGAAAAAAUGAUGCUGCAAAAAUAAUGGAUGAAAUUAAAAAGGAAUGUUCUAGUAUUAAAAUAGAACUUCAAGAAUCACUAAACAAAUUAAACGAAAUGAAUAAAAAGCACACUAUUAGCGUAAUAGAAGAUACCCUUGACAAUAAGAAAUCUGCAGACGCGAAUGUAUCUAUUCAGCAAAGCUUAGAAAACGUAAAACAAAAUUUAUUACAGGUAAAUAAUGUAUCAAAAGAAGUGGAAGCCAUUUUAACUACGGCUAAUAAUUCAUUCGACUUAAUGUCAAAGGUUCCGGAUUCAAAGGAAAAAACUGAACUAGAAACUCUGGAAAAGGAAUCUGCUGAAUAUGUAACUCAUCUCGAAAAACUGAAUGAACAAAAGCGACUAGUGAUGGAAAAACGAAAAACUGUCGAUGAAAUUAAAUCUGAUAUUAUAAAUAUUGAAACCAAUUUGAAAAAAAAUAGUAAAAAUUUUGAAAUUGGACUUCUGAACAAGAUAAAUGAAAUAGCUAAAAUUAGAAAGUCGUAUGUGGAUUCAGCAGAACAAUUAUUAGCCACAUCCAUGAGCAACUUUGUUUCUCUUUUUAUCGGAUUCGAUUUAAAAAGAUAUAAUAUUGGAACAAACAUAGACAAUUAUAAAAGAAAUAUAAAAGAACUCCUUAAUGAGUUUCAGAAAUCAUACGAACUAAUUCAAGACAAAGAAAAAAAUGCUUUGGAAGAUUCAGUAGACUCUGGUAAAGCAAAAGAACUAAGAGUAGAAGCUCAAAAUGAAGAAAAAAAACUUGAAAAUAUAGAAAAAAGAACAAAAAUGUAUUUGAAUGAUAUUGAUAAAAUGGAGUCCUUUAAAUUAAUACAUGAUAUGAAGGAAAAUAUAAAUCAUAUUAACAAAAUGUGUAAAGAUGAAUAUACAGAAGUAAAUGAAGGCCAUGGUAACCUUGAAAAGAUUAUUAAAGAUAUUAAAAAUUUAAAUGAUGGUAGUGAUUCAUCAAUUAAAUUACAACAAGCAGAACAUAAAAACAAUGAAAUAAAAACGAAAACAAGUCAUUAUUCAUAUAAGAUAGAAGCACAUAAUAUAUUAGAACAAAUUGCUAAAUCAGCCAAAUUUAUAGGCAUAUCAAUUACAACAGAAUUACAAUCAUCAAAAUUAGCUGCAAAAGCUCAUUUACAAAGCACAUCAGAAUUGCAGUUUCAAUCAAAAGAUGAAAUAAAAUUAGAAAGUGAAGAAUUUUUAGGAAAUGAAAACAAAUUAGACUUUCAUAAAAAUAUACAAGACGCUUAUAAAAGUGUCCUUCAGAUAUAUAAAUACUCAGAUGAUAUAAUCAAAAAACAAGAGGAAUGUGAAAAAUUAAUGAAAGAAGGAAAAAAAAUUAAUUUUAAUAUUAAAUCAAUAAAUGAUUUAAAAUCUACGAUAGAAAAUAUUAAGAGUAAAGAAAGCACAAUUACAUCCCAAAUUAACGAUGCAUUUGCUAAACUGGAUCAAUUAAACAAAAUUUCGUGCAGUGAUGAAAAUUCUGUUAACAUUUUAGAAAAAUCUCAUGCUGAAGAAUUGAAGAAAAAAAGGGAUGCAUUUAAUCAAGAAAAAGUUGCCUAUGCAGGUGAAUCGAAACUGAAUGAAUGUAAGGGUCUUUUGGCAUCCCAACUAGAGUUGUUAAAUGAUUUAAAAAUAACGACAAACACAAUGAAAGCAGAUGAAACACUUCAAGAAAGUAUAGGAGACAGAAACUCAUCUAUUUUCCAAAUUUCAACCAUUUUUGAAGAUAUAGAAAAGAAAGUUACCGGCAUUAAUAAUUCCUUUUAUGAAUUGUUACUUAAAGGAAAAAUAUGUGAAACAUUUAAAUAUACAUCAAUAAAAGAUAGCCUUAACGCAAAAAUAAAUGCUUAUUCUACAUUUAUUAACAACAAAAAAGGUAAAGUUGCAGAAUAUCUGGCAUACAUUCAAAGUAAUUAUAACUCCAUUUUUCAAGAUAUUGAUGUAUUAAAUCAAAAUCUUGUUGAAAAGUCAACUACUACAUAUGCAAUAACGAAGAUGAAAGAGGCAAAUGCACUUUCCGCACAGUUAACGAAUACAUCCAAUGAAUAUGAUGCAAUCGUUAAUACUAUCAAAAAAGAAUAUAUAGACGCAAACGAAAAAACUGAAAUUGUUGAUUUAGAAAAUAGUGCAAAAAAAUUAAAAGAUUAUUUUGUGAAUAUAAACAACAAAAAAAAUGCCAUAAAUGAGCUUCAUAAUAAAAUUAAAUUAAUUAAAUUCCAAGAAAUGAGAACAACUUCUGACAAAUACCUAGAUAUUGCCAAACGAUUUACAUAUGUAGUAGAUGAUCAAAAAAAAAGAUUAUCAGAGAUUCACAAUAAACAAAUUACUCUAAAAAAUAACUUAAAAGAUAAAGAAGAAAAUUUAAUUCAGGUCGAUAACACAUUUACCCUUGAAUCUAUUAAAUCAUUUGAUGAAUUAUAUGACAAAAUUAAGUCUAAUAUUGAUGAAUUGAAUAUACUAGAACAAAAUAAUGUUAAUGAACUUAAAAAAUCUAAAAGUUAUGAGGAAAAUAUUUUAUACUUAUUAACUAGAAUGAGUAACUUGAAAGAAUAUGCCCAUAAAUAUGAAACAAAAGACAAAUUGAAAGAUGAAAAUAACGAAAUCAAAAGUGCGGUAGAUAACGAAAUGAGACAAAAUGAUGAAAUCCUAAAAAAUUUAGAGGAAGAGUUGAAAAAAUUAUUAAAGAGUAUUAAGGAAAAUGAAAAUUUAUGUACUACUAAUAACACAAAGGAUUUUGUUUCUCACAUUUUGAAAAAAAUAGAUAUUAUAAGAGAAAAUUUCACAAAAAAUCUUCCAGAAAAAGAAAAAGUUUUUCAAAUAGAAAGCAAAUACAACGAAAUUAAAUCUAUUUAUAAUGAGAUUUAUGCAGAUGCUAAUGUAAAAGAAUUUACUGAAAAUAUAACUAAGAAUGUUCAAAAUAAAUUUACGAGUGUCCGAGAUUCCAAAGAAGCCCAAAAAAUAAAAGAAGCAAUAGAUGAUAUUACAAAUAAUUAUACACAAAUAAAAAGUAAAUUAUCUUCAUUUAUUAAUGCUUUAGAUAAAAUUAAAAUAAAGAAAAAUGAUAUGAAUGCAUUAUUUGGUUCAUUAUCUAAAGAGCGUGUAAAUAACUAUAACACUUUGCAGUCAUUUAUAAAUGAUUCAGAUAGAAUGACCAAUCAAUUAGAGGAGCACAUUAGUGAAAUGUCAAAAAUAAUAAAAGAUACUGAAAAUAUAAUUAAAGAAUUAGAAGAAAAACAAGAUAAUAUAUUAAAUCCACGUGUUAUUAACAAACUAGUUGGUGGUCAAAAUAAAUUGUUAAGUGAUGCCCAACAACAAGGAAGUGAUAAAAUUAAUACAAAAGAACAGAAUUUAACACAAGAACAAGGACAUUCAAAUAAUGGUGGUAAUACUUUGUUUAGUGCAAAUAUUAUGAGUCAAGAUGGACAGGAAAAAACCCAAAAUAAAUAUCAUUACAAAAUAGGAGGGGAUAACCAAAAUAUUCGCUAUGCAGGAGCUAUUUUGGCUUUAUCUAUUUGUUAUGGUGUAUUUUACAUUUUAAAUAAUCGUGAUGAGAAGGAUAAAAAUGACACCGAUGUGUUCGAUGAUCAAUUUGAGGGGUGUGACGCUUUUAAUUUGGAUGAUAAGGAGGAAGUCAUCGAUGUUUGUUUUAAUGAUGCUUAUUAUAGUGAUUGA